Messenger RNA from Zychaea mexicana, 676 nucleotides. RefSeq lists its product as uncharacterized. Bases 121 to 507 code for a protein of 128 amino acids. The transcript is spliced from 3 exons. Lineage: Eukaryota; Fungi; Mucoromycota; Mucoromycetes; Mucorales; Lichtheimiaceae. The record is from RefSeq and is a predicted model, not a curated record.
UAUUAAGUUUACAACGUUGAAAUUACUGCGGUGAUCAAAAUUACAUAAACACACGUUAAUGUCCAUUCUUCAGGGCGCAUCCCAACUUUUGAAGCUUCUUUCGGAUCCAUACACAAACAAAUGAUUGCCCAUCGCAUAAAAAACGAUUACCGAGCAUUACUAAAAGCUGGUUAUGCAGCUGUAAAACAUGAACGGAAAAACAAGAUACAGAUCCGUCAACGCAUUCGUAACCGCUUCGAGGAUUCAUCAUCUUCGUUGGCUGUCAAUGACCAGAAAAUACAAAACACAAUUGAAUUUUUAAAGACGGCGGCAAAACGACGAGGAUUAGAGCAUGAUAUUGUGCGCAAUAUAUGCAAUCUGGAUCGAUAUCGCGCCGAAUACGACAUCAGGCCACCGAUGUAUAGUAAAAAGUUUUCAAAGGAGGUUCGGCAACUUCAUCAAAGCAGUUACGAAGAAUUGGAUUUGUUGAUAAAGAUGCUAAAUGACGACCUACAGAUCUGUCUAUGAGAAGGUACUGCUAUAAAUCCUCUACGAUUGGCUAAUCAAUCACACCGGGACAAUAUAGCAAUAGAUACACACACACACACCCUUCGGGUCUUCCUUCUCUCCAUGAUAAUAUACCCAACCACCACAUACAGAUGUUCACACCCUCAAGUGUACUACAAAAGAAGAAAGA